UUUUACACAUGGGAGACACAGCCGGGCAUCACACACAAAUACACACAAACAUAAACACACAAACACACACGAUACACCCCAGCAGUCCGCCCACAUACAGCCACUGGUCCCAGUCCAGGAACUGUGCCACCAGCUGUCGCCAUGUUGGCCGUUGUCCUGAUGUAGAAGGUGUGUGUGUGUGUGUGUGUGUGUGUGUGUGUGUGUGUGUGUGUGUGUGUGUGUGUGUGUGUGUGUGUGUGCUAUUGUGUAUUAUGAGGACAUUUUGCAUGAAUACACGCCACACUAUGAGGACAUUUUGAAUUAUGAGGACAGGGUCGGUGUCCUCAUAAUUCUGACAAUGCAGAAGGGUUUCUUUAGGUCUAGAAGGCAGGAAUCCAAAAUUUCUCCAAAAGUCUCAACAAUUCACAUUGACCUGAGUUUGUGUAUAAUUUGUGUAUCAACAUAGCGCCCCUGUAGACAGGUCCUGGUAUUGCACCUGCUCAUGAAUUAUUCACACAGUGUAUAUUUCAGGGCUUCUGAUUGGUUGACAGGCGGAAGGUCCCCAUAAUUGCGGAUUUUGUCAGAAAAGCUGUGUAUUCUCGAAUUACACCAUGCGGGCACCUCAUAACCCAGAAAACUAUGCUGUCAUAAAGUAGCUACCACUUUUACUGGUAGACAGACAGAAAAACAGCAAGAUAUGACAAUUAAAGAGACAGCUAUGACCAGGAAAGACACAGAUAUAACCAGUACAGAGACAGAUAUGAAAAGAAAAGAGACAGAUGUGACCAGUGCAGAGAAACAUAUGAUCAGUUAAGAGACAUAUGUGACCAGUAAAGAGAAAGAUAUGACCGGUAAAGAGGCAGAUCUGACCAAUAAAGAGACAGAUAUGAUCACUAAAGAGGCAGAUAUGACCAGUAAAGAGACAGAUAUGAUCAGUGAAGAGACAGAUUUGACCAGUAAAGAGACCUAUAAGACAGAUGUGCUUCGAAUAGUUGCACAAAACAGUCAGUAUUUGGAAAAUGGUGUUGAGUGCUGCAUUUUUUAUGAGCUGGCUAUAUGCAAUUGCCUACUUGCCUGCUCCAUAAGAAGUAAGUGAAUACAAAUAAUGUAUGAUUUUUUUGCCAUCUCUUUUUUUAAAUUUUUAUUUUAUUUUUUAAAAACAUUUUUUAAGAUUGUUAUUCGGCUAUUUUUAAUGGUUAUUUUGAAUAAUUUCUGAUGAAUAUGUCAGGGAAAGCACGUUUUAAAUGUUGAUAUUUAUUUAAGAAGUAAUAUUUUAUAUUUUCUUUUAAAUAUAGAAAUGAAAAUGGCGUUACUUUAACAUACACACAUUUGCUUGACAUAAUAAAUAAAAUAGAAAAUGCGCUUCCUGAGGUUGACUUCUCUUCAGCCAAUCACCGUCGUUGUUGUGGCCCUGUGACACCUAAUGCUUCCUGACUUUCACCGUCUGCAGGAGCACGUCUCUUUUAAAUGCCUGCAGGUGUGGACGCAAGAGGUAAGGCCUGAAACUAACCACCACAUGUGGAGUCCAAAAAUUAGUGUGACCGAGUAUAUUUUUAUAUUGUUAGUUUAAAGCGUGAGUGUCAUUCACAGUGUGCAGUCCUGCACUAUUUUUCGGGCCAAUAAACGUUAGCGCUGCAUGCAACGCUACAUGUGGUGCUAACGUUAAUUAGCGUUAGCAUGUGGCGCUAACGUUAAUUAGCAUUAGCUUUAAAUGCAACGCUACGCAUGUGAAGCUAACUUUAAUGUUAGUUAGCCUAGCUUAGGUUAAGUCUGCAUGUUUGCAUUUACCUACCGAACUGUUUUUUUUCUUUAAGCGUUCUUUUAAUGAAAAAUUAUCUUUGUGAGCAAUUGAAAUUAUAGUAAGUUAAUGUUAUGUUAAUGCACUCUGCAGAUUUGCCAUUUAAUGAAACUUAGCUGCACAGUGUGUAAGUAAAUGUGCUAUUUGGCACAGUUUAAGUAAAAGUAGAAAAAGUGUCUGGGAUUUUUUUCACUGGGCUGUAUUGGUACAUUAAAAUGAAAAAGUAAUCCAUGACAAAAGACAGCUGUACAGUGGUCUGUUGAUAGUGAUAUUACUAGUGUAAUGAAAGUUAAACCAGACUAUUUCACUUUAUGUGUUUCUGUUUAUCAUUCCUACAGGCAUUAUCAUUUGACUGCAUGACAAAACAGAAAUGGCCAUGAGGCCGCAAAGGGCAAAAAUAAAACCAAAAGAAGAAGCAAAAUAUUUUGCAUCCCUGGGUAAAGACAAGGAUGGAUUUGAAGUGCAGUUUAUUAAUUCAUACAAAGGUCGAGGAGUGUUCAGCAGGCGCUACUUUCAGAAAGGAGAGUUCCUCAUAGAGUAUCGUGGAGAAAUAAUAAGCAAAAAAGAACAUGAAAACCGCCUUAGACUGUACCAUGACGCCCUCAAAGUGUUCAUGUUUGAAUUUCGCCAUGAUGGAAAAAAAUUAUGCAUUGAUGCAGCCAAAGAAGAUAACUCCCUUGGGAGACUGGUGAACGAUGACCACAUCAGUCCAAACAGUAAAAUGAAAACAAUUGCAGUCACUGGAAUACCGCAUCUCUGUUUGUUCGCACUGAAGGAUAUCAAACCAGGAGAAGAGAUAACGUACAACUACGGAGACUCUGACUGGCCUUGGAGGUUAAAGUCUAGCCCAGAGAAGGAGCGGCUCGGCUCUGAGGUUUUGGUCAACCUCAGAGCAGACGAUGCAACACAGAUGACUGCAACGGAGGCAGAUUGCCAAAAUUCUGCUGUGGCCAUGACAUCAGACUGCCUCAGACAAGAUGAACAGGUUUCAGGUGCCACAGUUCUUAAUCAUGCUGCUGGGACCUUAACAUCUGAUUCUUCCUGUGAAAACACUGAACAGACUGCAACGGAGGCAGAUUGCCAAAAUUCUGCUGUGGCCAUGACAUCAGACUGCCUCAGACAAGAUGAACAGGUUUCAGGUGCCACAGUUCUUAAUCAUGCUGCUGGGACCUUAACAUCUGAUUCUUCCUGUGAAAACACUGAACAGACUGCAACGGAGGCAGAUUGCCAAAAUUCUGCUGUGGCCAUGACAUCAGACUGCCUCAGACAAGAUGAACAGGUUUCAGGUGCCACAGUUCUUAAUCAUGCUGCUGGGACCUUAACAUCUGAUUCUUCCUGUGAAAACACUGAACAGACUGCAACGGAGGCAGAUUGCCAAAAUUCUGCUGUGGCCAUGACAUCAGACUGCCUCAGACAAGAUGAACAGGUUUCAGGUGCCACAGUUCUUAAUCAUGCUGCUGGGACCUUAACAUCUGAUUCUUCCUGUGAAAACACUGAACAGGAAUGGAGAGAGCUACACAGCCUGUUGGUGGACCUUCAGAUGCCUCAGAUGACGACUCUGGCCAAGAAGGGACAUCUAAAGAUAACGAGAUGAGAGAACCCAGCAGGAAAAUGAAACGACACAAUAAACAUGCAGCUGAAGUGGAUGAUCCCAGGAGGAAACGAAAACAACAGUCACCAACCGAAGUAGCAGCUGUGAUGAGACACUUCAGAAACCAUAUCAAGAAGGGUAAACUAGCAACGAUGAUUGAAUGCCAGCAGUGCAAGACAGCUGAGCAUCCUGCUCUUACUAGUCGAACUGUGCAAAACAUAAGAGACUUUGUAAGAAACCGUGGUGUGUCCCUAAAAAAGAAAAAUAAUGUAUAGUCACCAUGUGUGUAUGUAGCUUGUGGAAAAACAGCUGAGCUGUGAUAGUUUGUUCACAGGUUUCAGUCAGCAUUCAGAUUAUUUGUGGUCACAAGCAAAUGUUACAUUUCAGUUGAUGAUCAGUACUAUAGAAUGAAAGCCAGUAUGUUAAUAGCCACCAUUUAUUUCUAUUGAUGGCACUGUAUUUGUUUUGUUAGGUUGUAACAAAGAAAAAAAUACAAAACUGAAUAAUCAAACUUUUUUCCUCCUUCAUUGUCUCUGCCUGAUAUAGAUUAUUUACUGGCUGUCCAUUACAAUCUGCGCUUUAAAUGGAUGAAAGCCAUUUCAUAUAAAAAGUGUUUUAAAAUGUCCAAAUUGUGCUCACCAAUUAGGUAAGUCUUAAUACUUUAAAUAACUGUUGAGUUAAACUAUUUGUCCUCAUUAACUGGGUGUGCCCCUUAAUUCACAUUGCCUCCAUGUUUGUGUAUGUGUUAAGCUAAGUCCCACUAAGUUGUUUGACCCCUCAAUACACUUCAGUGACGUGUGUAUGUGUGUGUAUCAACUGUCCUUAUAAAUUGAGCCAGUCCUCAUAAUGUAAAUAUUUUUCAUAGGCGUGGUUUAUUCACCUAAUUAAGCAUGUCCUUACAAAGAUGCAAAAUGUCAGGUUGAAAAAUCUAGAAUUGUUUUGUGUGUAUUUUACUUUUGAAGUGAGAUUUGUGUAGUACUGCUCAAAAUAGAUUUUUUGGCAUCACUCACAUCCUUGGGAAACAAGCGGAAAGGGGUGCCAGCCUAAUACACCAAAAAACCUGUUUCGCCCCAACUGUCCUUACAGUUCACAAUAACCUGUAUGUGUGUGUGUGUGUGUGUGUGUGUGUGUGUGUGUGUGUGUGUGUGUGUGAGAGAGAGAGUGACGGAGAUGGAGCUACUUCUAAUGAUUGUACCAACAACAGCUGAAGUGACUUUAAGAGCAUUUUGGACCUGAAGACUGUGAUGAACUGAUUUAACUGAGACUCAUCAACAUACAUGCUGUUA
Molecule: messenger RNA, 4654 nt
Organism: Amphiprion ocellaris (clown anemonefish)
Lineage: Eukaryota; Metazoa; Chordata; Actinopteri; Pomacentridae
Exons: 16
Coding region: 2148-3371 (407 amino acids)
Molecular function (GO): protein binding
Source: RefSeq, a predicted model, not a curated record